Messenger RNA from Canis lupus familiaris (dog), 2630 nucleotides. RefSeq names its product YJU2 splicing factor homolog (gene YJU2). Gene Ontology annotation, biological process: mRNA splicing, via spliceosome. Bases 128 to 1099 code for a protein of 323 amino acids. The record is from RefSeq and is a predicted model, not a curated record. The transcript has 8 exons. Gene Ontology annotation, cellular component: U2-type catalytic step 1 spliceosome. Lineage: Eukaryota; Metazoa; Chordata; Mammalia; Carnivora; Canidae.
AAUGCUCCGCCCAAUAGUACAGUGGAGGAAGUGACGUUGGCGGAAAUACAAGGGACGGUCCGGGAAGUUCGGCCAACACCGAGGCGAAGCAGUCUUCUCGAGCUGGUGAGAGAAGUAGGAGGCAAAGAUGUCGGAACGAAAAGUCUUAAACAAAUACUACCCACCUGACUUUGACCCAUCGAAGAUCCCCAAGCUCAAGCUCCCCAAAGAUCGGCAGUAUGUGGUACGGUUGAUGGCUCCCUUCAACAUGAGGUGUAAGACGUGCGGAGAGUACAUCUACAAGGGCAAGAAGUUCAACGCGCGCAAGGAGACGGUGCAGAACGAGGCCUACCUGGGCCUGCCCAUCUUCCGCUUCUACAUCAAGUGCACACGAUGCCUAGCCGAGAUCACCUUCAAGACAGACCCCGAGAACACAGACUACACCAUGGAGCACGGAGCGACUCGGAACUUCCAGGCGGAGAAGCUCCUGGAGGAGGAGGAGAAGAGAGUGCAGAAGGAGCGGGAGGACGAGGAGCUCAACAACCCCAUGAAGGUGCUGGAGAACCGAACCAAGGACUCCAAGCUGGAGAUGGAGGUUCUGGAGAACCUGCAGGAGCUCAAGGAUCUGAACCAGCGGCAGGCCCACGUGGACUUCGAGGCCAUGCUGCGGCAGCACCGGCUGUCCGAGGAGGAGCGGCAGAAGCAGGAGCAGGAAGAGGAUGAGCGGGAGACUGCGGCCUUGGUGGAAGAAGCCCGCAAACGCAGGCUGCUGGAGGACUCGGAUUCGGAAGAGGACGCGCCUGCUUCCGCCCCGCCGCGGCUGGCCCUCCGGCCCAAGCCCACCGCCAUCCUGGAUGAGGCACCAAAAGCCAAGAAGAAGGCGGAGAGCUGGGAACGGAGCGUCGGCACCCUUGGCAGCAGGCCGCAGCUGUCAGGCCUCGUUGUGGUGAAGAAAGCAGACCUGGGUCGCAGCACCCAGCAGGGCCAGGUGUCCCCCACCCCCCAGGGCCCAGCGAGGAGCGGGAAGGCAGCUGACUCUGCAGCCUGGACGCCUGGUGCCUCCUCCCUGAGCCAGCUGGGAGCCUAUUCCGACAGCGAGGACAGCAGUGGCAGCAACUGAGACCCCAACCCAGGCACGUCCCCAGGUCAAGGUCCCAUCCAGCUUCAGCUGGUGGUCAGAGCAGGAGGUCUCGGCUGACACCUGAGCCAUGCAUGGUGGACAGACCCAAAAGUCCUCUGAGGCUGGCCAGACCAGCGAGGGCUUCGGCCGAGGGACUGUUUCUCCCUGUCCCCCCACCACUGACCCCUAGGACCUUGGGGUCCCCAGCGCACACUGCCGUCCUCCUGGCCCUCCGUUUGGGGCUGUGGCAUCCCUGGAAUGGCCCUCAGCUCCCGGCAGGCCCCUGCUGUACUCUCUUGGGUGGCCGUGUUGAGGGCAGGCAGGGAGCCCAGCCACCCCCAUUAGCUCGUCCCCUGCGGCCACGACAGAAGGAACUCGCUGUCCAGCCGGGGCACCUUCUCUGCCAGCUGCUGAGGAGAGGCCACAGAGGCGCACGAUGCGGCCUCCUCGCUCCUGGAAGCCACAAGAUUGGGAAGGUGCUGAUUAGUGCAAGUUUGGGGAGAAUUUGUUAUGUGGCCAUAGUGCUCCAGGAUGGUCACAUGACCAGUGAAUCGAGUCCGACGCUCAGGGUCUUUCAAGGUUGCCACGUUUCAGCUCUGGUACAACUCUCUCCCCCUUCACAGCUUCCUAGUUGAAGGCGGUGUGCUCCCGCCAGGCCCCCUCGCCACCUGACCCCCGGCUCUGCUCUCCCGCCCCUCCCGGGCUCACUGGCCUCGCCCUCCUCUCUCUCUCUCUCUCUCUCUCUCUCUCUCUCUCUCUCUCUUUCUCUUUCACAUGCACGCAGCACGCACCUAUGCACACAUGCGCACACGCACUCAUUUGGCUUUUGGUACCAAGGCUUUGUGUGUCUCCCGCCGUGUGUGAGCAACAAAGCCCCCCACUUUCAGGAUCCACUUUCCUACAGUGAUUUCGUGCUUCAGUGUGACUUGAAGAAGCGAACCAGGAUCCAGCCAGGCCCCAGGUCCUCCCCUCACAGCUCCCGGCUGUGAAGACAGGCCGUGGGGGCCCCAGUUUCAAGCGCCAAUGGUGCUGGGCUGAAGCCAGCUCCCUGGCCGCUGGCCAGAGCUGAUGCACGGGGCACCCCACUCCCCAGUCCUGCCCUCAGCCGCAUCCUGUUCACAGCUUCCAGUUGGCCGCGGCAGGAGGAUUUACAUCACAGGAGUCCAUGCACUUACAGAUGGGUGCCCCGCGCCAGAGAGCCAGCUGUGGGCAUUCCCAGCGUGCCCCUGCCUGCCUCCCCAAGGUCAGUGUCAGUGUCGCACGGUGCCCCGGACGUGUGUGUUCAUCCUGGCGGCUGGACUAGAGCAACCGACCGAAGCACUUGUGCAAGAGAUUAGUAGGAGACUCAGGGCCUCCCUGGUUCACGCAUUCUUGCAGACCCUUCCCUGAGCUCCUGUCCUGUGUGGCCCACCCUCGUCGCUGUGUGCAGGUGCCAUCUGUUACUAUUAUUAAGAUCAUCGACUCUAACACAUGGAGUAGCGAACCUGGCCCACAGCCUAUUUUUGUGAAUAAAGUUUUAUUGGCACAGCCA